GUUUCGUCGAUGAUGGUACUUGUCUCCUCCGGCCAACAACAAAACCUUUGCCCUUAAGCGAACUUGCUCGUUUUUUUUUUUUUUUUUUCAAUCGUUCGUUCGAUCCCUUCGUCUGCCGAUCCAACGGAGAUUUUUUUUGGGUGGGAAUCAUGUCUGAUGACCCUUCUUGUUCUAGCGACAAUAACACAAACAGCAGCAAUGAUUGUGAUUCUGGUAACUUUGAAUGUAACAUCUGCUUAGACUUGGCUCAAGAUCCUAUUGUUACUCUCUGUGGUCACUUGUUCUGUUGGCCUUGUUUAUACAAAUGGCUCCAUCUCCAUUCUCAGUCUAAGGAAUGUCCCGUUUGCAAAGCCCUGAUCGAAGAAGAUAGAUUGGUUCCUCUGUACGGUAGGGGUAAGUCCUCUGCUGACCCUCGGUCCAAGUCUAUCCCUGGGCUCGAAGUGCCUAACCGUCCUUCUGGGCAGAGACCCGAGACUGCACUGCCUCCUGAUCCGAAUCAUGGUUUUGCUCACCAUCAUCAUGGGUUUGGAGGGUUCAUGGGAGGUUUUGCUGCUCCCAUGGCGAGUGCGAGGUUCGGGAAUGUUACUCUGUCUGCAACGUUUGGCGGUUUGAUUCCUUCCUUGUUCAACCUCCAUUUCCAUGGAUUCCCUAAUGCAGCCAUGUAUGGAGCUGCUGCUUCUGGUAGCUUCCCUCACGGGUUCUCUAAUCCGUUCCAUGGAGGAGGACACUCGCAUAUGCAUAGUUAUCAACGGCACACCGGUCUAGAUAGACAACAAGACCAUCACUUGAAGAUAUUGUUUCUCGUUCUUUUAGUUGUCCUUGUGUUUUCCUUGAUCUUGGGCUAGUGAGGAUUAAUCGAUUAGCACUUUAUAUUCUAGAUCUGGUUUGCAUAAAACCUGAGAAAAUAUGCUGUGCUUUCCUGAUUUGGCUUGUAAUCUGCUACUUAGCGAAUUGUUCAUAUAUUAAUACUUGUUGGAUUCUCUUACUAUUGUUACUUGAAAGAUUUGACUCGCGAGACUCAAUACUAAAGUUUUUUUUUUU
Messenger RNA from Camelina sativa (false flax), 1041 nucleotides. RefSeq lists its product as uncharacterized. The record is from RefSeq and is a predicted model, not a curated record. Gene Ontology annotation, molecular function: metal ion binding; ubiquitin protein ligase activity. NCBI's taxonomy places the organism in Eukaryota, Viridiplantae, Streptophyta, Magnoliopsida, Brassicales, Brassicaceae. Gene Ontology annotation, cellular component: endoplasmic reticulum. Gene Ontology annotation, biological process: ubiquitin-dependent protein catabolic process.